This is a messenger RNA of Dracunculus medinensis (Guinea worm), 234 nucleotides long. NCBI's taxonomy places the organism in Eukaryota, Metazoa, Nematoda, Chromadorea, Rhabditida, Dracunculidae. The record is from the annotation of a GenBank genome assembly.
AUGAAUUUCAUUUCUAAUUCGUUAUUCAUUGCAGAACAAAUAAUAGUAUGUGAAGGUGAAUUAGCAAAUAUUACCUGCCCGGACAACAAAUUUAUCAUAGUUUUAUUAGCGAAUUAUGGUCGAUUUACAUUGUCACAGUGCAAUCCAGCGCAUGAUACAGAGUUAAGUGUUACCUGUCAUAACGACAAAACACUCGGAAUUCUCCAAUCAAGGUUAAAUUUUCUAUUGCGAUGA